CAUACGAUCUUGUACACUAAGCAAGCACCGUUCUUAUUACCAAAAUGAAAUUCUUCAUUGCCUUCGCCGCCCUCGUCGUUGCCGCUUCGGCCCUUACUCCUGAAAGGAAAGCUGAAGUUGAUGCCAUCGGCCAAGAAUGCUUGACAUCCAGCGGUGUUGAAAGGCCAAAAGUUGCCGAUCUUCGUAAAGGCGUUUUCGCUGACGACGACAAUUUGAAGAAGUUCAUUAGUUGCGUAUUCAUUAAGACUGGAGGAAUGAACGCUGACGGUACCUUCAACAAGGAAACCAUCAAGAAAGAUUUUGGUGAACGUAAAGAAGUUCUUGAUGCUGCUCUCCUUUGCACUGACUCCCAUGGAGCUACCGUUGACGAAACCGCAUACUUGGCCUACAAAUGCUUCAGAACCAACGCUCCAACUGAUUACAAACCAAAUUGGUAAUUUUAGAACUGUGCAAUUACUAUGAUGAAGAGAUCUUUAUUUGAUUGAAUAAAUAAAUAUGGUUUUUUAAUAAAUUUGUGAUUUUUAUAAA
This is a messenger RNA of Onthophagus taurus, 528 nucleotides long. Its product is annotated as B2 protein-like. Gene Ontology annotation, biological process: sensory perception of smell. The record is from RefSeq and is a predicted model, not a curated record. Gene Ontology annotation, molecular function: odorant binding. Lineage: Eukaryota; Metazoa; Arthropoda; Insecta; Coleoptera; Scarabaeidae.